AUGUUCCUUUGUCCGGCUUACUCACCACUCUUUAGCUUCUAUGGCGAUCAUGGGUUCUUCCCCGGAGAAAACGCGACUCGGGUUUAUCCCGGUCGCUGGUUGACCGAUACUCCAGUCCACUUGGACGCUCUGGAGAUCAUCACGGAGAAGGCUCGUCGGUUCUGGUGGGGUCAGCAGAUCGAACUUGCGACAAUCUCAUGGAGCUUGCUGCUGGCCGUUGAAGGAAGACGGCGUAAUAUUCCUUCUGUUUGGGCCUACCUUGCGCUGGCACAUCUCGUCAGCUUGUCUUUCGCCCAGAAUCUGUUCUAUUUGGCACUGCUUCUCACGCCAGCUCCGACCGCCGCCGGACGUCAAGAGCGCCCAACUUCCACAUUGGGACGUUUGCGCUACAGAUUGCUGCCCCCGAAGCCUGCAAGCUGGCUCCCGCACCCGGCCUUGCUCCUGGCGUCGUUCUGCACCACAUAUGUCCUGAUCUACUGGGCACCCUCAACGGCUGGCACGGCCACUUUUGCCAAGAUUGCAGUGGCCGGGCGAAUUCUUUCGUUCGCUCCCAUCGUCAUCCCUUCCGUUGUUCCAGCCAGCUGGGGAACGGUGUACGAUGACCCUCAUGGAGCUUAUGGAAUCUUCGUUGAGCUGUUUCGAUUUGUGUCUACGGCUAGCUUUGCGUUCCAUGCUAAGGAGACCGCACUUGGCCUGCUUUACAAUACGCCGGAUGCUCACUUCCACCGCCACAGUCGAUUCCUCCCGUUUGACAAAGGGAGGCGCUCGACGUGGGAGCGGACUACAACGGCGAUCGGGAAGAUUCUGGGAUCAGCAUCCGAUCAUCCUGUUGUAGCUGCUGUGGCGUGGGACGUUUUGCUCAGCGGAGCCAGCCAAGGGUUGUGGGCGGCAACACGUGGGUUGGAUUUGAACGAUAUUCUAGCCUCUGCGACUCCGUUCGUCCAGAAGGACCUUUCGAGUGCGCAGCCACCACCUAAACUACUGGAAGAAACCGAAAAGCCAGCGCCGGAAUCGGAAUUGUCCAGCCACACCGGCACCAACACCACUCGACGUAGAGGCCGCCCAUCCAAAGUCAAGUCCGAAGAGACGACAAUUUCAGAGACACCUGGGUCUAGAACCACCCGCCGAGGCCGAGCCCGAAAGCACACGGAAGAACCCGAGGAGGCACCGGAAGAUGCAUACAAGCCGAGCCCCGCGGAAAGUCGGACCGCGGUGGAGGGCGACGAGCUGCCCGAUAGCGACCUGGACUGGGAGUCCGCAGCAUUGACAUGGGGCUUGACAGCUUUGGGCGGGCUUGGAUCUAGCAGUGCUGGUGUUUUCGGAGCUGAGUGCACAUCUCGAUGA
This is a messenger RNA of Colletotrichum spaethianum, 1344 nucleotides long. RefSeq lists its product as uncharacterized. NCBI's taxonomy places the organism in Eukaryota, Fungi, Ascomycota, Sordariomycetes, Glomerellales, Glomerellaceae. The record is from RefSeq and is a predicted model, not a curated record. The coding region runs from base 1 to 1344 and encodes 447 amino acids. The transcript has a single exon.